Penicillium riverlandense is the source of this 927-nucleotide messenger RNA. RefSeq names its product alpha/beta fold hydrolase. The coding region runs from base 1 to 927 and encodes 308 amino acids. The record is from RefSeq and is a predicted model, not a curated record. The transcript has a single exon. Lineage: Eukaryota; Fungi; Ascomycota; Eurotiomycetes; Eurotiales; Aspergillaceae.
AUGGAGCAUUUUCAGCACACGGCUCAUAUCGGAACCCACUCACUAAGCUACGCUUUGCGGGGCAAGAAAAGGUCACCUGGGGAUCCCUUGGUGGUCAUCAUUGCUGGAAUCACCUGCAGCGCAUUGGAAUGGAGCGCGGUAUGUCGGCAUCUUGAGGCCGAGAUGUCAAUUUUAUUAUACGAGCGAUCGGGUUACGGACGCAGUGAGGAGUCGCCAAACGAGCCUGACUCCCUUACCGUUGUGGACGAGCUUAAUCGUCUGCUGGUAGUUGCCGCCCUAGAGCCACCGUAUCUUGUUGUGGGCCACAGCUGGGGCGGUAUUCUCUCUCGAGAAUUUAUUGCUGCGCGACCGGUUGAGGAUAUCUGUGGGCUUGUCAUGGUGGACCCUGUACAGGAACGCAUGCGAUUUGAGAUCUGGCCAGACCCCAGCAUUGAAGCCGUCACAGAAGGACUAGACUACAUGGAAGUGGUUGGACUGACAAAAAGCUACAAAUUGUCAGAGUCGGAAUGGACCGAUCUUAUGGCAGAGGAAGCUAGCGAGAAACACACUCGGCAGGCAGCUCGAGAGAUGCCAUAUUUGCAAGUCAGCCGCGCUGUAAUUGCAAAGAAGCAGCAAUUAAUUCCUGGCCAAAAUGUGUUAAAGGGAAAGCCAGUUUCCGUGCUCAUGGGUAACUCGAAACGUGAUGUUGAGCGUCUAUACAAAGCGGGCGUGGACAAAGGACAAGGAACAGAAGCCCAGCGAGCGAGGUGUCGUGAAUACUUGGAGCAGUGGGAUCAGACCGAGGAAGACUGUCAACGGGAGCUGCUUCAUCUAUCGACCACGACACGCUUCACGACAGCAACGCUGAGUGGCCAUAAUGUCCAGAUCACGGAGCCAGAACGCAUUGCAGAUGAGAUUCGUUGGGUGUUACAGAAUGGCAAUCCCUAA